Molecule: messenger RNA, 1512 nt
Organism: Symbiodinium natans
Lineage: Eukaryota; Dinophyceae; Suessiales; Symbiodiniaceae
Source: the annotation of a GenBank genome assembly
AUGUUCGCUUUGGCGGCUCUUGCCGCAGCUCUUUGCCUGGAGGUGGCAGUGGGUGAUUGCCCCUCGUGGGGCAAGCCAUUUCCUAGCAACUUGGCGGGCUUGGACAAGAUCAGCUACGCUGACUUCUUCGACGUCACCUACUAUGACCAGUACAAGGUGCUGGAAUAUUCUCCCGUCCUUUCGAUGUACAGCUCGACUUGGCACCCGGACGCGGCCUUGAAAGGCACGUCGGUCCCACCAAUCGUGCUCUACCAGUGCGGCACCACGAAGCCUACGACGAGCUCGCCUGGGGUCCCAUCGAAUGCUCGCUUCUUCGAGAUUCCCGUCAAAAAGGCAACAGUUGGGUCAUCUGUCCCUCUCCCCUUCAUGGAGCUACUGGGCGUGACGCAGUCCAUCGACUUGCUCGACAUUUCGCUCACCUCGUCGCCAUGUAUGCAGCUCAUGGCGCAAUGCUUCCCCGAAAUGCACAUCAAGACAUCCAACGCGACAUGGACCGCCCGGGCGAACCAGACGGACCUCCUUUUCUCAGAUGCCUUUGGUGCUGGGUACUUCGGCGAUGCGCAAAAGGACGUCCCUUUCCAGAUCUCCCUCGACCGCGGCACCCUUGACCGUGCCGAGUGGGUCAAGUUCAUGGCCCUGUUCUACAACGAGGAAGAGCAGGCAGAACACAUCUUUGAGCAGGUCAAGGCAGAUUACAACGCGCUGAAGACCAUCGGGAACCAGCUCCGCACCGACCCCAGCACCCAAUACAACGGGGAGCAGCCGAAGGCGAUCUUCGUGACGCAGUGGGGUGGCAAGAACAUCAUCAACAACGCCAUCUACAAGAGCAGGUUCAUCGACGACGCAGGGGCCCAGGUAGUUUCCUUGCCGGCCACAGCCCCCAAGAAUUGUACCUUUGCAAGCAACAAUGACGGCUCCAAGACGAUGAGUUGCGACAUCGGCGACGGCGACGCAGGCUUCAAGUCCAUCCUGGCCGAGGCGGAUGUGAUCAUCGACGAGUUCUCCCUCUGGCCCACCCAUGCCGCCUCCGCCUACCCAGGCUUUGGCACAGUCUACAACGUCACGCCCCAGGAGGUCCCAGCUCUCGCACGGAACCCGCCGAACAUCUUUCGCGUUGACGGGUACAUUAGCGACCCUUUCGAGGACGGCACGGUUGGCAUGGGCUGGCUCGACAUCCAGCAGUCGGAGCCGCAGCAGACCCUGGCCGGAUUGAUGGAGGCGAUCUGGGACGCUGACUUCACCAGCACCUGUGGGCAGAAGUACAUUCGCCGGGCUAGCGACAACAAUGCGCAGCAGGUGGUCAGUCACAGCGAUUGCCCGCUUGUCGAUUCACUCGGCCACUGCGAACGGAUCCAUGGCCGCGCCCGCAGCCCCCCUAUGUGCAGCCCGGGAAAGGUCUUCGAACCUUUUGAGACGACGACAACCACGACUGGACAAGUUGAGGCGAGCGCUGCCUGCGGAGUGGGCAUGUUUGUCGCCUUGAUGCUUGGCCCGUUCUUGUCUGCGUUCUAG